Neurospora hispaniola is the source of this 657-nucleotide messenger RNA. RefSeq names its product putative rrm-type rna binding protein. The coding region runs from base 1 to 657 and encodes 218 amino acids. Gene Ontology annotation, cellular component: cytoplasm. Gene Ontology annotation, molecular function: poly(A) binding. Lineage: Eukaryota; Fungi; Ascomycota; Sordariomycetes; Sordariales; Sordariaceae. The transcript has 3 exons. The record is from RefSeq and is a predicted model, not a curated record.
AUGUCGUCUGUGGUGAACGAGGGGGAGAAGCCCCAAGAGGCCGCUCAGGAGCAACAGGAGGAGCAGCAGCAGCAGCAACAGCAGCAGCAGCAGCAAGAGCAGCAGAACGCGGGAGACGAUGUCAACGAUGAUGAGGAGGAGAUCUCGGCCAUGAAGCGCCGUGUCGCCGAGAUGGAAGAGGAGGCUGCCAAACUCCGCGAGAUGCAAGCUAGUCUGGACCAACAGCAUCACGAGCUCACCGAGAACAAGGAGGAUAUCGACAGUCGGAGCAUCUUUGUCGGAAACGUCGACUAUUCGGCUUCGCCUGAGGAGAUCCAGGCGCACUUCCAGAGCUGCGGGUCCAUCAACCGUGUCACCAUCCUCCUCGACAAGUUUACCGGUCAACCCAAGGGUUACGCGUAUGUCGAAUUCACCGAGCCUAGCCUAGUCGCACAAGCCCUUGUUCUCAACGAGAGUGUCUUCAAGGGCCGCAACAUCAAGGUCGUCCCCAAGCGCACGAAUAUUCCCGGCAUGUCGCGCGGCGGUCGAGGUGGUCGAGGUUCCUUCCGCGGAGGCGGUCGCGGGGGCUAUUUCGGUGGACGGGGCGGUUUCCCUCCUAGGGGAGGCUACCGUGGCGGCUACCGUGGACGCGGCCGAGGAGGCUACGCUCCUUACUAG